UAGUGUUUAUUCUUAAUUCAUAUCGCAAAUAAAAAUAAAAAUGUCUCGAAAUAAUGCUUCGAAUAUUGACGUUGAUGUCAUCAAAGGUCUGAGCCAACCGUCAGCAUUGCACGAUGAACUCGUGCGCUACAUUCUGUCCACCGUAGGCUGUAAAUUACACAACGAAUCUACGCUAAGAUUCGUAUCUCACGCGGCACAGAUAUCACUAGAGAAGCUUAUCAAGGACGCCAAAGAUAUUCAAGUGAUAAAUAAAUCAAAUACCGAUUCCAAAGGAGGACGGAUGUCACUUGACGAAAUACGUGAACUUGACUAUCAAACUAUUGUUGAGGCUUUACAGAAGAGGGACCCUACGGCACAUAAUUACACAGUAUUCCUCGAGCCAAACAUGGAAUUCUGAUAUUAUAUAAAGUGAAUAAUCCAUGUCUACUCGAGUAGCC
This is a messenger RNA of Babesia bovis T2Bo, 437 nucleotides long. RefSeq lists its product as uncharacterized. Lineage: Eukaryota; Apicomplexa; Aconoidasida; Piroplasmida; Babesiidae. The record is from RefSeq and is a predicted model, not a curated record. The transcript is spliced from 2 exons. The coding region runs from base 41 to 397 and encodes 118 amino acids.